UACGAAUCGGUUUAAUGAUUUGACUAGGUAAUAGAUCGACUGUCUGCAUGGCUACUUGGCUGGCAUAUAUUCCUAGAAACAUACAUCAUAUAUAAAACCAUAUAAUGUUACGCCUAAUAAUGCACUUUAAAAAGAGAAAUGGAAAGGAAAAACCUAGAUCUGUGAAAAAAGACAGUCUGACCAAUAGAACAGACUGUUUACUGAUUGGAUAAGUCAUGGUUGCAUAGGGAAUAACAGUGAAUAUUCAUUUGUUAAGGAAAUAGUGUGAAUGGCCACACCAAGUAACACAGACACACACAUAUAAAUACAUCUUUAUCUUUGCACACAUUUCCUGUCUCACUUGAAGGAACAGUAAACAAGGGAGUGUCGCAUUAGUUAAUUAGUUAUCUCUGAAGUGGAAUUUAUUACAUAAUCAUCAGUAUCCCAGUAAGACAUUCUGAGGUAUUCAGGUGAAAAUAAUCUGUGUAAUGGAGAGAUUUUAUCCAAAUUUCUAUUCUUAUACGAAAUCUCACUACGAACCAUUGGUUUCAAGUCUACUAACAAGAUGUGAAUCAGAGCGUGGUGCUAAACUGCAGAGUAACUGUAAUGAUAAUGAUGACAGUGAGGAGAAACAAUAUAGCUGGUGUAGUGAAAGACAAAAUACGAACAUGAAUGAAGUCACUGAGCAACAGAAUUCUCUCACAUCCCCUAAUAUGCCUCGACAACGAAUACAAAGUGUGGAUAGAGCAAAAAUGUCACGUGGUCAACUAGCAAAAUGGACGCCGACAGAUUCGCAAAGAUGGGCUCGUGAAAUUUCAGACCCUCCAGACCGUGAAAAAUCAACUGAAGAUGAAGAUCGGACUGGUUCAGUCUUCACCGGAUCUGUACAGUCAUUUAUAUUGCCGUUUACUAGAAUUAAUGAAUACUUAACACCGGGAAUUAACGCUAAAUAUCAUAACCACUCUAGAACUUUCGAAAGUGGAAUCAACUAUCUGAGCUUAGUUUCCCAUAAUGAUGUUCGAUGUAACAUCAUUCCAAACUGUCAGCAUUUUCCUGAUUUAAUGUCAACAUCUUUAACAAAGACAAACUCACCAAUAAAACAUAAGUCAAGAUCACUACGUAAGCAUUCGCAUGAAAAAACACUGCCAUGUUCAAGUCAGGACGAUAAAACACUCAUGACAUUAGAUUCAAAUAAUGUGUUCAUCAAUCCAAACGAGUCCAAAUUACAGACUGUGACGAAUCAGAAGAGUAUACCGCGUUCUAGAAGAUUACCGUCACCAUGUGUCCGCAUGAAAACACUAGAAAGGGAUACAAAUUAUAAUAUAUCUCUCGGAACAGGUCAAAACGCAAGCUCCUCAAACUAUGAUCUUCGACCAAAGCGAUUAAUAGAAACAGAACGCAUGGUUAGACAAGAAUUAGCGUCUGCAAAACAGAAAUCAGAAACUUCAAAUAGCAACAAUGGCAUAGACAGAGAAGAUCGGAAAUCAGAGAUGCAGAAUUCCCCGACACCUCUGAAAAAGUCGAGUUCUAGUGAGAGAAGACAAACAAUUUCUCCAGACUCAAAUACACCUGAGAAUGUUUUAGGAGAAAAAAAUUCGUGAAACCGACUUAUCCAGAGGAUUGGACAAAACUCGAGUCCUAAGGAAUGG
This is a messenger RNA of Trichobilharzia regenti, 1628 nucleotides long. Lineage: Eukaryota; Metazoa; Platyhelminthes; Trematoda; Strigeidida; Schistosomatidae. The record is from the annotation of a GenBank genome assembly.